UUUGACAGCUGUGAGAGCCAUUGUGUGCAAGCGAAGCAGCAACAAAACAACACAACAAACACAGCUCGCAAUGUUCAAGACGGAGACUGAAAAAUCGUCGGAAAACGACGAAACGAACAAAAAGUGCCGCCUGUGCUUGAAGCGUUUCGGUUCCGGCAACACCGGAACACCGAUCACAGACGAUGAGUUUAGUGCAAAGCUGGAAAAGGUGUUCAAUUUUCCGAUCCUGCCGGAAGAGUUGCUGCCGGACCUGGUCUGUUGCGAGUGUCGCACGACCGUGUCGGAUUUUCACUGCUACGCCGUCCAGGUGCAAUCGAACCAGGAACAGCUGAAGCUCGGAUGGAAGGAGGAGAAAUAUCAGCCGUUUGAAGAGGUGAAAGUCGAAGCACCGGAGGUGCAAGAUUUUUAUGAUGCAGAAUUAGAAAAUACGCAAGAAAAGCACGAGCCCGAGGUGAACAUUAUCGUGACACGUAAACCAGCCAAACGAAGGCAGCUGCAGGCCGCCAGUGACUCAGCGGACGACGCUAGUGAUGAUGCGUUAGAAGAACGCAAUGAGGACGACGACGAUGAAGAUUUCGUACCUAAGGUUGAUCCGACGGAUGGUACGUUGAAACGGCCUCGCCGGACACGGAUAGUAAAGUACAAACAGACGCCAAAGAAAAGGGAACGGGCGCUCAAAGCGGACCAACAAACGCCCGACGACCAGCUGGAACCGGAAGAGCAGGCCCGCCACACGGAGGAUGACAAGCGGAUGAGGGAGUUUUUCAAGUUCGAGUGUGAAAUUUGCUUGAUGCCAGUGGAGAACUUUUCCUACCUGCAGGUACACUACCGACGGGUGCACGGUACCAAGGGUUACAUACGGUGCUGCGAAAAGCAGUUCUAUCGCCGGUUCCAGCUGCUCGAUCAUAUCGCUGCCCACCAGGGUACGAUCAAGUGCGAGAUUUGUCAGAAGAGUUACAAAAGCAGCCGCUAUCUGGCGGUGCACAUGAUGAAAAGCCACAGCCGCGAGGAGGACCGGCCGUUCAAGUGCGGCAAGUGCCAUCAAUCGUUCCACAAGGAGCAUCUGCUGAAAGCGCACCAGGCGAACCAUCUGUCGGAAAAGUGUCCGAUCUGCGAGAAGGUCGUCUCGUCCAAGUACGCGCUGAAGACGCACGUCACGCACAUGCACGGUAGCGACAGUAAUCAAAUCUGCGACGUGUGCGGCAAGGAGUUCCGCACGAAGCUGGCGAUGGAGCGCCACAUUAACGAGCAUCGGGGGCUGGAGGUGGUACAGAAGGUGCAGUGCAACGUGUGCCAGCGGUGGUUCCACGGGAAGUACAAUCUGCGCAAGCACGUCCGAUUUAUGCACAACGAGCAGGGGCAGGUGUUUCGGUGCGAUCUGUGUCCGCACGAAAGCCCCAACAGCCGGGCGCUGUUGGAUCACAAAAAGCGGGUGCACGUGGUCGAGCGGUUCGAGUGUGAGCUGUGCGGCAAGCGGUUCAAGCGGAAACUGUACCUGCGGGAACAUAUUGCUUCCCACACCGGGAAACCACUGUACGAGUGUGGUAUCUGUGAUGCCAAGUUCAACUCGAACGCCAACUGCUACAACCACCGCAAGAUCAAACAUCCCGAAGAGUAUCAGGCCCGCCGGCAGGCGUUUCUGGAUGCGCAACGACGGGCUCCGGACAGUGAGCUAAAGAAGGAGAAAGAUGCAUUUGUAGAAUCCCGCCCGGAAGCUGGGAUUCGUGCAAAAGCGAUCAAAACGCGGUCAAGCACACAGACGAAUAAGAAGAAGAUGGAUGAAAAGUGUCGCCUGUGUCUAGAAGAAGUGCAGCGUGCAGUAACCAUAGCAAUAACGGACGAAUCGUUUCGACGGAAGCUGAAAAAUGUGUUCCUAUUCGCGCUUCCUGCCGAAGGGUCACUGCCGGAGCAGGUAUGUCAGCAGUGCGAGUCGACCGUAUCGGAGUUUUACACAUACAGCCAACAGGUACAGGCGAAUCAAAAGCAGCUGAGAUUAGCAUCGGGAACCGGAAACACGUCUAAAUCGGCCGCUAGUAUAAAAGUGGAACCGGAUCUGCAGAUUGAACUGCUCCAACGCGAACCAUCGGAAGAACCGCUCGGUAUCGAGUGUGUUGUGGUGAAGGAAGAGUUUGGCAAAAAUAUUUCCCCGGAAGAAUCGGAACCGGAAUCGGAAUGUUCUUUCGUUGGUGAUGAUGGUGAUGGUGAUGAUGAUGACGGGGACGAUGAUGCCAUCACGACACGCCGAAGAGGACGUGGCCGUAGGUCGGCCGCUGGUGAUAGGAAAGCAAAUAACAGCACGAAAGACCAGAAGGCACGGCUGCAGGAAAAGGACGAAAAGAUAAAGGAAUUCUACACCCUCGAGUGCGAAAUCUGUUCCAUCCUGUUGGAUAACUUUGUGCAGCUCCAGGAGCACUACCAGCUGGUGCAUGACACCCGGGGGUACCUGCGGUGCUGCAACAAACAGUUUUUCCAUCGCUACACACUGCUCGAUCACAUAGCCGUGCACCGGGGCACGAUACGGUGCGAGGUGUGCAACCGAAGCUACAAAACGAAGCGCUAUCUCGGUUUGCAUAUGGCCAAAAGCCACGGGACCGAGGAAGAGCGACCGUUCAAGUGUGGCAAGUGUGGGCUGUCCUACCCGAAGCAGUACCUGCUGCGCUCUCACCAGCUGAUGCACGUGCGGGCGGAAUGUAACAUCUGCAAGAAGGUACUGUCCAGCAACUACGCGCUCAAGGUGCACGUUACCCAGAUGCAUAACGACGACAGCAACCAUAUCUGUGCGACGUGCGGGAAAAUGUUCCGCACGAAGGCCGCCAUGGAUCGGCACAUCAAGGAGCAUAUGGGGCUGGAACCGAUCGAGCGGAUGCAGUGCGCGUACUGCCAGAAAUGGUUCAACGGGAAGUACAAUCUGAACAAGCACGUACGCUUCCUGCACAACGAGCAGGGUCAGGUGUUUCGGUGCGACGUUUGCCCGCACGAAAGUCCGAACAGUCGGGCGCUGGCCUACCACAAGCAGCGGGUGCACGUGCAGGAAAAGCACGAAUGUGAACACUGCGGCAAGCGGUUCAAGCGGAAGCUGUACCUGCGCGAGCACAUUGCAUCGCACACGAACGUGCCGCUGUACACGUGCGAGUACUGCGGUAUGAAGUUUAACUCGCACGCGAACCAUUUCACGCACCGGAAAAACAAACACCCGGAAGAGUGGGAAGCGCACAAGCGGAUGAGAAUGAUGAAGAAGAUGAAUCGAAACUUGGAGACGAUUGUGUAG
Molecule: messenger RNA, 3268 nt
Organism: Anopheles stephensi (Asian malaria mosquito)
Lineage: Eukaryota; Metazoa; Arthropoda; Insecta; Diptera; Culicidae
Product: zinc finger protein 26-like
Exons: 4
Coding region: 71-3268 (1065 amino acids)
Cellular component (GO): nucleus
Molecular function (GO): DNA-binding transcription factor activity; zinc ion binding
Source: RefSeq, a predicted model, not a curated record